AUGGUGCUGGGAUCCUAUUUGGCUGGACUCUCUGCUUCUAUAUCUCAAUUGUGUACCAUGUUUCAGCUCUACUUCUGUGGGCCUAAUGUCAUCAAGCACUUCUUCUGUGACAUGCCCCAACUGUUAAAUCUGUCCUGCACUGACACUUUCUUUGUACAGCUGUUGAUUGCUAUAUUAACAAUGCUCUUUGGGAUAGUAAAUGCCCUCAUUAUCAUGAUAUCCUAUGGCUAUAUUGUCAUGUCGAUCAUGAAGAUCGCUUCAGCUAAAGGCAGGUCCAAGGCUUUCAACACCUGUGCUUCUCAUUUGACAGCGGUUUCCCUCUUCUAUACCUCAACUGUCUAUGUGUAUUUGAGCUCCAGCUCUGGUGGUUCCUCUAGCCUUGACAGAUUUGCAUCAGUAUUCUACACUGUGGUUAUUCCCAUGUUGAAUCCAUUGAUUUACAGUCUGAGGAACAAGGAAAUCAAAGAUGCCUUGAAGAAGUUACAAAAGAAGAGAUGGUCUUUCUGA
Molecule: messenger RNA, 507 nt
Organism: Ailuropoda melanoleuca (giant panda)
Lineage: Eukaryota; Metazoa; Chordata; Mammalia; Carnivora; Ursidae
Product: olfactory receptor 5AN1-like
Exons: 1
Coding region: 1-507 (168 amino acids)
Biological process (GO): G protein-coupled receptor signaling pathway
Cellular component (GO): membrane
Molecular function (GO): olfactory receptor activity
Source: RefSeq, a predicted model, not a curated record